Labrus mixtus (cuckoo wrasse) is the source of this 2650-nucleotide messenger RNA. RefSeq names its product diphthamide biosynthesis 7 (gene dph7). The record is from RefSeq and is a predicted model, not a curated record. Lineage: Eukaryota; Metazoa; Chordata; Actinopteri; Labriformes; Labridae. Gene Ontology annotation, molecular function: protein binding. Bases 133 to 1452 code for a protein of 439 amino acids. The transcript is spliced from 10 exons.
UCCCAUUGGUACUUGAAUGCACCCUUAGUCAAGUAGUGACGUAAUAACGCGCAGGCUCCUCGAGCUGGGACUGUUGGAUCUGGCUCACAUCUCUUCGGCACUGUUACGUACAGUAAUGCAGAGCAGGUGGUCAUGGCUUGGAAGUCGAAGACCCGCAACCUCCAGGUGUUUGACACGGAGCUGAGUGCUGACACUGUGGAGUGGUGCCCUGUGUCCCCCGACCAACACAUCCUGGCCUGCGGGACGUACCAGCUGCACAAAGGGACGGGCGGAGAGGAUGCUGGCACGAGUCGGACAGGUCGCUUGUACCUGUUUGAGUUCCGGCGGGAGGGAUUGGUGAGACCUCCUCUCACCGAGUUACAGCGCAUGGACACAGCGGCCAUUUUAGAUAUGAAAUGGUGUCACGUGCCGCUGUCAGGGGAGGCGGUGCUGGGGAUGGCAGUUGCCAGUGGAGAGCUGCAGCUGUACUCGCUGUCAAAAAGUCAGGAAGGCGGCCGCAGCCUGCGCUCUCUCAGCAGCUUGGAGGUGGGAGCGGAGCGUCUGGCUCUGUCGUUAGACUGGUCCACUGGGAGAAUGGACAGCAGCAGCGAUGUGCGGGUGGUGUGCAGCGACUCUGCAGGCUGCGUCAGUGUGCUGGAGCCCGCUGAGGGCGGACUGACGGCUCUGUCACACUGGAAAGCUCAUGAAUUUGAGGCCUGGAUCUCUGCUUUCUCCUACUGGGACACUCAGCUGGUUUACUCUGGUGGUGAUGAUUGCAAACUUAAAGGCUGGGAUCUCAGGGCUGGUCCGUCCUGCCCCACUUUCACCAGUAAAAGGCACUCAAUGGGUGUGUGCAGUAUCCACAGCAACCCACACCAGGAACACAUCCUGGCCACAGGCAGCUAUGAUGAGCUCAUCCUGCUGUGGGAUGAAAGGAACAUGCGGCAGCCUCUCAGUGAGAGUCCCACAGGUGGGGGGGUAUGGAGGCUGAAGUGGCACCCCGUCCAUCAGCACCUGCUGCUGGCAGCCUGCAUGCACAAUGACUUCCACAUCCUUCACUGCAAGCAGGCCUUAGAGGGCAGUGGAGGACCAUGUCCUAUCAUAGCCUCCUACAUCCUCCACAACUCCCUUGCGUAUGGAGCCGACUGGUCCCGGCUGUCCCUGGAGGAACCUGCUCCGUGCUCCCCUCCUGCUGCAGAACCAAAGGAGAGCUUCACAGAGAGCGGACGACACUUGAGGAUUCAGUACGAAUCUCCUACUGCCAGCUUUGACACCUCCCUGGAGGACGAUGCAGGAAGGUACAUCCCUGAGGACAUUACGGCACCACCUACCCCCCCUUCUGCAGGUCUGGGCAUCAACUCCACUGAGGAAGCGUCAUCACAGUCCUGCCUGAUGGCGAGCUGCUCCUUCUACGACCACAUGCUCCAUGUGUGGCGCUGGGACUGGGCUCCAGACGAGGCUCAGCAGUGUUGACCAGGCUGGACCAAUGGCUGAAUUGACACUAAUAGAAUAGAUGCAUCCUUAAUCACAGUAGAACAUGAACAGUAGUAAAGUAGAAGAUACAGCCGGACUAGAACAGAGGCUUAAUUUGCUGCUUUGCUUUUCACUGUCUUCACUUUGAAGUCCCUACACUUUAAAAUAAGAUAUCACAGAAUAUGCAAUUAUGGAAAGAAAAUCUAUUUUCAUAAUGACGUUGAUUUUUAUAAGCUUAUAUUUAAAACCUUGUAAUGCAAGAACAUCAUUAAAUUUCAACUUCUAACACAACCACAUCUUCACUUCAAACCUAAACACAAAACCGGAUAAGCACCAGUUUUCACUUUUUAAAUACUUAAUCAUCUUGCUGUUUGCAGUGUCCACCUCAAAUACAAUACUUUAAGACUGAAAUUUACACUUGAUAGUUUUUCAGACCACAUUCGACAAGUAAAAUAUGGUUUUACAUUUCAUGUAAGAGCCUGACCGAUUAAUUGGCCAGCCGAUAAUAUCGGCCGAUAUUAGCAUAUUAAGUGACUAUCGGUAUUGGCUAAUUUUACCGCAGAUAUGGGCUGAUAUUACCAGACUUUUUCACCAGUCAAAUAGCAUUUUAUUUGAGUAUCAUUGUAUUACACUGGCAGUUCUCUUUCUGGCUGUCACCAGCAGAGGGCGCUAUAUGGAUUACAACAUCACUCUCUAUAGAGUGUCAAGCGAUUAUGCACGUGCAUGCACAGUUACUUUCCAGUUGAGUGACCAUCUUGUCUGCUUUAUGUAUCUUUUCCACAAGUGUUUGAUAACUGCAUUUGAGGAAUCAAUACAAUAAAUGUGUAUAUCUAUCUGUCUCUACAGAUCGAACAUAUAUCUAAAAAAGAUAUGCGUAGAUGUAUCGGUAUCAGAUUUUUUCAUUUCCUAAUAUCGAUAUCGGAAUAAGCUCCAGAUAUCCCAUAUCGGUCGGGCCUGAUUUUAACUGUUGACAUGUCUGUGACAUUAUCUCUACGUAUGGUAUUGUAUUUCCUGGUUUUGUAUUUGGGGGUUGUCGAGCCGGACUUCUGAAGACUUGUGUUCAUCCGUUGAGGUUGUCAAGGCCGCUUUCCUACGCUCAACUGUCAAACAUCUGUCCAAAGAGGAAGUAUACUAAUCACUGCUACCUUUACGUGUGAUGUUUUCUUCUCUAGCCAGCCAAAUAAAUGUAUUAUUACAU